AUGCAAGAAUAUAAACUAGUUAUUGUUGGAGCUGCAUCUGUUGGUAAAUCUUCAUUGGUAAUACAAUUUACACACCAUCAUUUUAUAGAGAUGUAUGAUCCAACGAUAGAAGAUUCAUACAAGAAACAGGUUGUUAUAGAUGGAGAAACAUGUACGUUGGAUAUUUUAGAUACAGCUGGCCAAGAAGAGUACAGUGCAAUGAGAGAUCAGUACAUGAGAACUGGUGAAGGAUUUUUAUUAGUUUUUGCAUUAAAUUUGGAAGAAAGUUUUUAUGAAAUUGAAACGUUCAUUAAUCAAAUAAGAAGAGUUAAAGAUAGAGAUAAUGUACCAAUGGUAUUAGUUGGUAACAAGUCUGAUUUACAAAAACCAUGGGAUGUGGAUAUUAUAAAAGCAAAAGAACUUGCAUGUCAAUAUGGUUUUCCAUUUUUUGUAACAUCAGCUAAAACACGAUGUGGUGUUGAAGAUGCAUUUCACAAUUUGGUGAGAGAAAUACGAAAAGAAAAAGUCAAAAAUUGUCCAAAUAAUCGUAGAUCACUCCGAAAACGAUGUUCAAUUCUUUAA
Messenger RNA from Aphidius gifuensis, 561 nucleotides. RefSeq names its product GTPase HRas-like. The transcript is spliced from 4 exons. The record is from RefSeq and is a predicted model, not a curated record. Gene Ontology annotation, biological process: Ras protein signal transduction; epidermal growth factor receptor signaling pathway. Gene Ontology annotation, cellular component: plasma membrane. Lineage: Eukaryota; Metazoa; Arthropoda; Insecta; Hymenoptera; Braconidae. Gene Ontology annotation, molecular function: GTP binding; GTPase activity; GDP binding. Bases 1 to 561 code for a protein of 186 amino acids.